AUGAAACAGCAAGCAGAUAAACAUCGUACUGAACGAGAAUUCCAUGUGGGAGAUGAUGUUUACCUGAAAUUACAACCGUAUAGACAAAUUACAUUGGCCCUGAGAAAGAACUUGAAGCUUUCUGCCAGAUAUUUUGGUCCUUACAAAAUCAUUGAAAAAAUUGGUUUAGUUGCUUACAGACUUCGGUUGCCUCCACAUUCCAAAAUUCACCUAGUUUUUCAUGUGAGUUUAUUAAAGAAAAAGAUUGGGUCGAAUAUGCUUACCUCUCUCGAUCCUCCAGAGGUAGGGGAUGAUGGACAAUUGAAAAUUUAUCCAGCUAUUGUUCUUGACAAACAGAGUGUGAAGUGUCAAAAUCGGCCGGUGACUCAGUUGCUUAUUCAGUGGUCGAAUUUGUCACCGGAGAAUGCAACUUGGGAGGAUUAUUCCGCCUUGAAGUCUCAAUUUCCUGAUUUUGAUCCUUGGGGUCAAGGAUCUACUGCUGGGGAGGGUAAUGUCAUGGUUGGGACGGAGAAAUCGAAGAUAGAAAAGGAAUUGGAAGUGAGUACGAUGAAAUUAGGGCUAAAAGAGGUGGAAAUUAAAGAAUUGGGGAUUAAAGAACCGGUUGAAGGAAUGUGCAGUCAAAACGACACAUGA
Molecule: messenger RNA, 633 nt
Organism: Hibiscus syriacus
Lineage: Eukaryota; Viridiplantae; Streptophyta; Magnoliopsida; Malvales; Malvaceae
Exons: 1
Coding region: 1-633 (210 amino acids)
Source: RefSeq, a predicted model, not a curated record